AUGACGAACCUGAGGGAUCUGAUAACCCAAGAGGGAGCAGCAGUAGCGUGCGCGAAGCGGAGAGACGCUCUCUGUUUCAUCCGAUUCCUGAUAGAGCAGAUUUCAGUACCAGCAUUGAACACCUGUGCCAAGAUGUUGAGGGAGGGCGAUGAACGAGCAAAAGCCUUACUCUUGCUAGCACUGCUCUCCAGCAGUGCUAGCAAGAGUAAGGCUUUUGCUCGUUCACCGCCCUCCAUCAACAUCUUGGCACAGGUGUUCAAUGCUGGUACUGAAAUGCAUCAAAGCAAGCCGAUGAGGGUGAAUAUGAAAGAACCUGAGGAAAGCAACACAGUGAGAGCUUCUUUGGAUUCUGAGUUCGAGAAACGAACCGGAUUGGACAACGAAGACAUUAGAAUUAGUCGCAAGUCGUCAGCGAUAAGCAUUUCUUUGCACAGACCAAUGAAUACUCAUAGCCAAAGCACCGAGAAGGCUGGUGAUGCUGGAACAACUCAUUGUGACGAAAGAGAACAUCCUCUUCAAAUCAACACUACUAUUCGAAAGUCGGACAACAAACAAAUCACAAGGCGGAAACGCAAACGCGAAAUAGCGAUGGAGACUUUUUUCAGAUCUAUGAAUCCAGAUGCCAGCGACGACCGUAAAGAGCUUCUCGGUGGAGUUGAAUCACCACAAUCUGCAUCUACAAGCUCGACGCCAAUGUUCAAUGUCAUAGACCGUGGCUACGCAGCAGAAAGAGUUAACGAAAAACCGACUUUCAUUUUAUUCGGCUCGCAAACAAACAAUCACCAAGAGGAUUUUAAGACUACAGAAUCUGCAAUUGACGAUGGAGGCCAGAAAACAGAGCAAGACACCUCAUAUCUGAUGAUGGAACCAGAUAUGAACAGAAAAGAAAGACACAAGAAGCGGGGAAAGAAAGUAAAAGAAAAAACACCAAGCAAAGCUCACUUUCAGCUAGAGAAAAUCAAUUCGGCUUCUUCGAACGACGCAGUUCCAUUCACAGAAGCCGAAAAAUUUCGUGACGACUCGACACAGGAAAAAAUAGCUUUCGAAUCAUCUUUAGCGAACAUGAAUGAACAUUUUUUACCUGAACAAAUACGAAAUGAAGAUGAACAAACAAGAAAUGACGAUGAACAAACAAAACAUGAAGAUGAACAAAUAAGAAUUGAUGAUGAAACUGAUAACCACAUGCCAUAUUUUCCAAAUUUCAGUGAAACUGAAUUUGAUGGAAGAUAAAGCCUAAUAACAGCUUUUUU
Molecule: messenger RNA, 1250 nt
Organism: Symsagittifera roscoffensis
Lineage: Eukaryota; Metazoa; Xenacoelomorpha; Acoela; Convolutidae
Exons: 8
Coding region: 1-1230 (409 amino acids)
Source: RefSeq, a predicted model, not a curated record